UCGCUAACAAUUUCAGUCAGACAUCACAGGUGUUAAAAUGUGCUGCCGCUGUUGCAGUGUCACUCAGCAAAAAUGCUGGGUUUUCGGUUUAGGAAUUAUGUUCAUAAUUGGAGCAAUUAUCAAUAUUGUUUGGGUACCCAAAUGGGUGGAUAAUAUUGUACUUAAUUCACUGCCCUUGGCGCCAGGUUCUAAGACAUAUGACAAAUGGAGUGUUACGCCAAUACCAGUCUACCUUCAUAUGUAUCUAUUUAAUUGGACUAAUGCGAGAGAAGUACAAAUAUCUGGAGUGAAGCCACAUUUUCAGCAAGUCGGUCCUUACGUGUAUCGUGAGGUCAAAACCAAGGAAGAUAUCGUAUGGCAUGCAAAUAAGACAGUUUCUUUUUACGGUAAACGAGUUUGGUACUAUGAGCCUGAAUUAACGGUUGGUAAACAAGAUGAUUUGAUUACUGCUCCGCAUUUACCAUCUAUAGCUGCCUCUCAUGCUAUCCGCGAUAGAAACAUACUUGUAAAAAUCGCAUUCAAUUUAGCCCUUAAUAAUAAUGGAGGUGCGCUAUAUCAAACCCACACCGCUGGUGAAUGGUUAUUCGAUGGAUUUUAUGAUGAGUUUCUGGAUUUUGCUAUGAAACAAAAUACUUCGGAGACGGAGAAAAUAACAUCAAAUGAAUUCGCUUGGUUCUUAGAUCGCAAUGGUACAAAAGAAUUUGAGGGUCUUUUCACCAUACACACCGGUCAGGAUGAUUUAACACAAAUGGGUGAAAUUAAAUUCUGGAAUGGAAUGAAUCACACAGGUUUCUAUGAAGGUGAAUGUGGACGUUUAAAUGGUAGCACUGCUGAUCUAUUUGUACCAAAUAUUCCAGCAGAUAAAUAUAUCACCAUUUAUAUAACGGAUACUUGCCGUAUACUUAAUCUCGUACCCACUGGUGAGAUGGUCACCAUUAAUGGUAUUGAGGGCAUGAAAUAUGAGACUAAGGCAGAUACUUAUGAUAAUGGACAACUCAAUCCAAAUAUGGAAUGUUAUUGCCCUGCUGACAAAGCUCCGGAUAAUUGUCCUAAAACUGGUGUUACAGAUCUGGGACCAUGUGCCGAUGGUGCACCUAUGUUUUUGUCCCAUCCUAAUUUCAUGCAUGCUGAUCCCAGUUACAAUGACACAGUAUCAGGCUUAUUUUCUGAUUUUGAAAGAGAUAAUUUCUUUAUAAUAAUGGAAAGGAAAUUGGGUGUACCAUUACAAGUAAAUGCAGCAGUUCAAGUUAGUUUGUUGGUACAAAAGGACACCGAUAUCACCAUUUUAAAAAACGUACCAGAGUUUUAUGCGCCGUUAUUUGUUUCGUCCAGCAAAGCCAUUAUCAGUGAAGAUUUGGCUAAGGAACUUAGGUUGGCUUUGAACCUUCCAAGUAUAACACGCUACGUUGGUUAUGGCAUUCUUGGAAUAGGUGUGGUACUCAUUAUUAUAGGCAUAUACCUAAGUUGUGCUAACAAGUGGUAUAGACAUGAACCAAAAAUUGAUAAAGAUAUAUAAUUAAAUUGUUUAAUAUGAUUCUUAAAUAUUAUGAUAUAUAAGUAUCAAAAUAUAUGCAUGUGUGCAAAAAUGUUUCU
Molecule: messenger RNA, 1593 nt
Organism: Teleopsis dalmanni
Lineage: Eukaryota; Metazoa; Arthropoda; Insecta; Diptera; Diopsidae
Gene: ninaD
Product: protein croquemort
Exons: 5
Coding region: 38-1516 (492 amino acids)
Cellular component (GO): cytoplasm; membrane
Molecular function (GO): scavenger receptor activity
Source: RefSeq, a predicted model, not a curated record